Molecule: messenger RNA, 1901 nt
Organism: Lotus japonicus
Lineage: Eukaryota; Viridiplantae; Streptophyta; Magnoliopsida; Fabales; Fabaceae
Exons: 7
Coding region: 133-1512 (459 amino acids)
Biological process (GO): molybdate ion transport
Cellular component (GO): membrane
Molecular function (GO): molybdate ion transmembrane transporter activity
Source: RefSeq, a predicted model, not a curated record
CUCAAUCUCUCUCUCUCUCUCUCUCUCUCUCUCUCUCUCGUGACACGAACUCUGAAUCACAGUACCACAAACGCGCAUUGAUUCGUUCUUCGAUCGAUUCUGCGUCGUCGCAACCGCAAAUCGGAGGCGAAAAUGGAGUUGUUCUACUACCUGGUGUUCGGCGCAUUGGCCGCGGUGGUCGCAGCUCUUGAGCUCAGCAAGAACAACAAGGAUCGAAUCAACACUUCCUCCGCUUUCAAUUCCUUCAAGAACAAUUACCUCCUCGUCUAUUCCCUCAUGAUGGCUGGAGAUUGGUUGCAAGGUCCAUAUGUGUACUACCUUUACAGUACGUAUGGAUUCGGGAAAGGGGAGAUAGGACAGCUGUUCAUUGCUGGUUUUGGAUCUUCCAUGCUGUUCGGAACAAUUGUUGGAUCUUUGGCGGACAAACAGGGCCGGAAGAGGGCUGCGGUCACUUACUGCAUAACCUACAUUUUGAGCUGCUUCACAAAACAUUCUCCUCAAUACAGAGUCUUGAUGGUGGGCCGUAUUUUGGGGGGCAUUGCCACUUCACUCCUGUUUUCAGCAUUUGAGUCGUGGCUUGUCGCUGAGCACUUCAAGAGGGGCUAUGAUGCACAAUGGCUAUCAUUAACAUUCUCAAAGGCUAUAUUUCUUGGAAAUGGUCUUGUUGCCAUUUGUGCUGGUCUGUUUGGAAAUCUCCUUGUUGAUACGUUGAGUCUUGGACCUGUGUCCCCCUUCGAUGCUGCUUCAUGUUUUCUUGCAAUUGGUAUGGCCAUCAUAUUAUUUUCAUGGUCAGAAAAUUAUGGUGAUCCUUCUGAGAACAAGGACUUGCUUACCCAAUUCAGGGGUGCUGCUGUGGUCAUUGCUUCUGAUGAAAAAAUAGCAUUGCUAGGGGCCAUACAGUCUCUAUUUGAAGGCUCCAUGUAUACUUGGGUGUUUCUAUGGACUCCUGCAUUGAGCCCAAAUGAUGAAGAGAUUCCCCAUGGUUUUAUUUUUGCAACAUUCAUGUUAGCUUCCAUGCUGGGAAGCUCACUUGCAUCUAAAUUGUUGGCCCGUUCAUCAAUUCGAGUAGAGAGCUACAUGCAGAUUGUUUUCGUAGUUGCUUCUGCUUCUCUACUUAUUCCCAUUUUGGCCAGUUUCUUGAUACCUCCUCCCAAAGUGAAAGGUGAAAGCCUCUCAUUCGCUCAGUGCAUUCAGAUUCUUGGCUUCUGUACUUUUGAGGCUUGUGUUGGCAUAUUCUGGCCAUCCAUCAUGAAGAUGAGAUCUCAAUACAUUCCCGAGGAAGCCAGGAGCACCAUCAUGAACUUCUUCCGCAUUCCUCUGAACAUUUUCGUCUGUGUUGUGCUGUACAAUGUUGAUGCAUUCCCUAUCACUGUUAUGUUCGGUAUGUGCUCAAUUUUCCUUGGGGUGGCUAGUAUCUUAACAAGGCGACUGCUGUUGCUUGUAGAGAAGCCAAAAACAGAAGAUUGGCAAAUGAAGGAAAGAGACAACGAGUCAGAGCCAUUGAACAUUUAACUUGUUAAAAAGUUUUGGUAAGGCACUGUAUGCAGCUGCAUCAGUCUUAUAUUACAUAAUGCAGUAUCUCUCUAAACUGUGUUUACACGAUUUGAGUGUGAAGGUAAACCUGAUACUAAGGGAAGGGAUUCAAGCAGAGGUGGAGCAAUUUCUUCUUAAAAGCUUUUAGUAACAAUACUGUAGUGCAUUAGAUUUCUAUAAACUCUAGAUUUCUAUUACUUGUGGAGAAAUCUCCGUUUUGGUAGCUCUGAUGUUAUUCUUUUGGGGCGGGAUUUAAGUUUGUCCUGUUUUGGAAUAGUAUAUAUGCUAUACUAUUUCUUUCAUUAUGUUUUUUUAAUUUUGUAAUGAAAUUGCUCCCAAUUCAAUUAAUGCAUACUUUUUAAUCUUCA